This is a messenger RNA of Epinephelus moara (kelp grouper), 1513 nucleotides long. Its product is annotated as protein Hook homolog 2-like. The record is from RefSeq and is a predicted model, not a curated record. Gene Ontology annotation, biological process: cytoplasmic microtubule organization. The coding region runs from base 291 to 554 and encodes 87 amino acids. Gene Ontology annotation, molecular function: microtubule binding. The transcript is spliced from 3 exons. NCBI's taxonomy places the organism in Eukaryota, Metazoa, Chordata, Actinopteri, Perciformes, Serranidae.
CCCGACGAAUGAAUGUCCGACAGCGAAUGUGCUGGAGUCAGCAGGAUGGCAUCUUUGACUGUGGCGAGGAGCCAGAGCAUUUAAGCCUGCAGCACCUCUACAUAUUGUUCUGUCUGCCACACAACAAAACCAGGGCCUCCGCUGCAAAAUACAGCCAAGAGCAACACUGCUGAGCUGCAGUCAGAAGAGGCAGAUCAGGGGGCUGCUGGUGUACAAGUCGGUCAGUCACGCAAACAUUUCUUUGCUUACAUUCGGGUUGGAUUUGUUGGUUUUGAGAUACAUGUUGAAAAAUGACCAGCAACGAGGAGGCCAGACCGUUUGGUACGAUGACAACAGCUGCCCCAGAGGACACUCAGGGUGAUGAUAUGAAGUCCAGACAGGAACAAGAGGAGAAACUGAUCCUCACAGCCUGGCAAAGCAUGUCCUCAGCUCUGCAGCAGCACAGUUUGUGCAAAGACCCCAGACCUCCAGGCCCGACUCAGUCUUUCCUGGCCAAGCAGAGGCAGUCCACCCAGGCCAGGAGGGUGCUCUCCCCCCAGCUGCAGCCCAGGUAGGAGCCUCCAUCUGCAGGGACAAGUGGAGGAUUACAGCCCACUCACAGGUGUGAUGGAAAGCAAAAUAGAGGAAGAAGGUGCUUAUUUUCUGUCUUUUUCCCCCCCCAUGAAAUCACUGUCUGUGCUCUAUUUGGUUUGCUGCUAUCACCCCCUGCUGGUCAAUGCUGGAACUGGAGUUAUAUUUAGGAUGAUGUAAAAACAAAAUAGCUAAUGUUAUAAAUUACUGUCUUUAGCUGUUUUAUACCUAAAUGUGCUUGUCAAUAAUCACCAGAUUGUCUGCUCCAUUCAUCAUUGUAUAAUAUUUAUACAUUUAUUUUUGUAGAUAAGAUACAAUUUCCUUUAGAAAUGAUGCAAAACAUAUUAAUUUUGUCAUUAAUGUAAAACAGUUGUGUAUUCUCAUUCAUUUCAUUCAAAGUUUGUUUAAAUAAAGUCUGAAAAUACGACAGAUAAUGCAUUAGAAAUCAAUCUAUUUACAGGGAUAUUUUAGUAAUCAAAGAAAAUAAAGUCCACAAGUAAAACUGUCCCCCACUUUUGUCUGUUCAUUUCAGCACCUUUUUUGUUUUUUCAGUACAAAUUUAGGUUGAUGAUAAAAUACAUGUACAGUCUUCAGUAGCCUAAUAACAGGCAAUAUGUUGAUAUUCUAAAAUAUAAUGUGCAGAUAACUGAAAAAACAACAACAAACAAACACAUUUUUAAACACACACUCCUCCUUGACCCCCUGGCCAGCUGGGGCCUAUCUGUAUGGAGUUUGCAGCAGUCAGCGUGUGAUGUCCCAUGUCACCUACAUGUCCAUUUGUGUCAUAUUGUAUCUUGCUGGUGGUCCAGCAGAGGUGGAGGGAUUUUGCCUCUCGAAACAAAAUCUGGGAGUUCAACAUUGUCUUUUAUUUAAUAUUUUUUCAUUUUUCUCUCUGCUCCAAAAGUGCUGCAGAUUCAAAGUAAUAGUGGAAGCACAGUUUUAU